AUGAGAUUGAGGAGCAUAAAUGGACUGCGGUGCAAGCAGUUUAAGCUCGUCCUUCUUGCUUUCUUCAUAAUGUUUAUUCUCUGGAAAUGGGAGGAAGGAACAUACUACAAUACUGAAGAUAUCCACCCAGAUUCAUUGGUUGUGUCUCAUCCAGCUAACUCAAAGUUUGUAGAUCAGCGUACAUCUUCAGAUGAAGACUUCCCAAGUGUAGAUUCAUUGCCACAGCCAGUAGUUAAAGUAGGAAAGCAAGUUACCGGUGCACCACCACCAGUGCCACUUGUCGGUGUUCCUGCUAUUGUGGGAGGUGAACAGGGGGCAUCGCCUUCUAAGUCGAAAGAAUGUAACCACAGAAAUGGAAGAUGGGUUCCUGACAAGCGCAGACCACUCUACUCUGGUUUUGGCUGUAAACAGUGGCUUUCUGAGAGCUGGUCCUGCAGAUUGACUCAGCGCACUGAUUUUGAUUACGAACAAUUUAGAUGGCAACCUGAAGCUUGUGAUAUGCCAGAGUUUGAGGCCUCUCAGUUCUUGAUGAGGGCAAAACCAUUGCUUAUGUCGGCGAUUCUUUAG
Messenger RNA from Triticum turgidum subsp. durum (durum wheat), 567 nucleotides. NCBI's taxonomy places the organism in Eukaryota, Viridiplantae, Streptophyta, Magnoliopsida, Poales, Poaceae. The record is from the annotation of a GenBank genome assembly.